Molecule: messenger RNA, 1407 nt
Organism: Colletotrichum spaethianum
Lineage: Eukaryota; Fungi; Ascomycota; Sordariomycetes; Glomerellales; Glomerellaceae
Product: exopolygalacturonase X-1
Exons: 6
Coding region: 1-1407 (468 amino acids)
Biological process (GO): carbohydrate metabolic process
Molecular function (GO): polygalacturonase activity
Source: RefSeq, a predicted model, not a curated record
AUGCAGAUCACCUCCUUUGGCUUCUUGGCUGCGGCCAUUGGCUUUUUGCCAACCGCUGCAGCCCAGAGUGACAUCCCUAAGCGGCCAAUCGUCGAGCCAGCCCCCUUCAAUUCCGGAAAGGCCAUGCCAUACUCGCCUCCUCGAGAUGAAGGUCGAUAUUGCUACGUCAAGCCGAGUUGCACCGAGGGUAAAGACGACGCGCCCAAGAUUCUCAGAGCAUUCACGGAGUGUAACAACGGUGGCACUGUAGUGUUGGACAAGAAGUAUCUCAUCAGCUCCCCGCUGGACUUGACCUUCUUGAAGCACAUUGACGUUGUCAUCACCGGCGAGGUCCACUUCAACGAUGACCCUUACUACUGGGCCGAGAACAGCUUCAAGUUUGCUUUUCAGAAUCAAUCAGUAUUUUGGAAGCUCGGUGGCGAGGAUGUCAACAUAUAUGGUGAUCUUGGCAACGACAAGUCUGUCAUUGACGGCCGUGGCCAAGCCUACUGGGUGGAAAUUGAAACCAACAAGAGUCUCUUGAGACCGAUGUUGUUCUCCUUCGAUGGCGUCAACGGAGCGACCAUGUCCCACCUCCGCAUGCGUAAUCCGCCUAAUGUGAGUCUUAUUGUUCAACAGGAUGUAGUACAUGGCUUACGAUUGCAGUGGUUCAACUUGAUCGCGAACAGUACAGAUGUGAUAAUCAGCGAUAUGGAUCUUCGGGCGAUUAGUGAGAAUGGCGUCAAAAUUGCCAACUCAGACGGUUGGGACACUUAUCGCUCUGAUCGGGUUGUCAUACAAAACUCAUACAUUAUCAACACGGACGAUUGUGUCUCAUUCAAACCAAACAGCACCAACAUUGUCGUCCAGAACUUAGACUGCACUGGCUCCCACGGCAUGAGUGUUGGUUCACUGGGUCAGUACAAGGGCGAGACCGAUAUCGUGGAGAACCUUUACAUCUACAACACCACCAUGGCAGACGCAAGUGAUGCCGCACGCAUCAAAGUCUGGCCUGGCAUUGAGACGGCUUUCCAGACUCUCUUGAACGGCGGAGGUGGUCUCGGCCGCGUCAGGAAUGUCACGUACGACACUUUCAACAACAUCAACAAUGACCGCGCCAUCACCAUUACGCAGUGCUACGGGCAGAAGAACCAGACUCUCUGCGAGGAAUUCCCGGCCAACUUAACCAUCUCUGAUAUUACACUCAAGAAUAUCUACGGAACAACCUCCAAGAAGCUCGAUCCUCAGGCCGGUACGCUAGUUUGUAGUGCUCCAGACCGUUGCAGCAACAUCCGAGCUGAAAACGUCACUGUAACUGUUCCAAGUGGAAAGUCGCCUGUGUGGGAAUGCAAGAAUGUUGACAAGAGCCUCUUGAAGAUUAAUUGUACUACCGGCGCAGAUGGAGAGCGUGACACUACCAACGGUUAG